Molecule: messenger RNA, 1005 nt
Organism: Guyanagaster necrorhizus
Lineage: Eukaryota; Fungi; Basidiomycota; Agaricomycetes; Agaricales; Physalacriaceae
Exons: 3
Coding region: 97-660 (187 amino acids)
Source: RefSeq, a predicted model, not a curated record
CCCCCCAUUCCAACGCCGUCGGUCGCUCCUUCAUUCACGAUUUUUUUCCAUUCCUCUUUUUACCAUCGCUCAUACCCAUAUACGACUACCACGAAAAUGCGCCUACUAAAUUUGUUGCCUAUACCCCUUGUCGCUACCGUUGCAUCUGCAUACUUUGAGAUAACAAGUCCAUCUGAAAACGCUCAAUGGCGGAACGGCGGAGUGAAUGUGAUAUCCUGGGAGAAGGGCACGCUGGACGGAAUCGAUUCGUUCGAUAUAGAGAUGACGAGACUCAGCGAGGACGGGCUGACAUACAUCGCCAGCACAGUCCCCGCCGAGAAGGCCUCGCCGUCGUCAUUAAACGUGUAUCUCGAGAAUAUCCCUGCAGCAGACGAUUAUUUCCUUCUCUUCCUCAACGCGACCCACGGAAUCAUGUAUACCACCUCGCCCCGCUUUACUAUCCUCAAUUCCUCCGCUACGUCCACGUCUGGUUCGACGCCUACGCCAGAUAGGGCGGUUGCUACCGUCACGAUAAGCGGGACGCCGAAUCCAACACAAGGUUUCGUGACGACGUUUGCAGCUGCGUCGAGUGCUUUACCGAACCUGGAGUGGCGAGCUCUGGUGGGUAUAGGUGCAGUGCUGGUCGCUGGCCUUGGUGGGGCCGUAUGCGUGCUCGUCUAGUUUUUUGUUUUUGUUUUUGUUUUCAUCUGGAAUCACCGGUUUCCUGUGCGCGUUGCAUUGACGGAUAAUGACUUGUUGGAUGGACCUCCCCUCGUUUAUUCGUGCGAGCCCCCUCGUUAAACCUACUUUAUAUUUAUGCUCUCGGGGCCCUAUAAUGUACUAGGAUUCUCUUUCAUUCGCAUUUCAAACAUGAAAUCAUGAUCGACGGGAUUUUCGUGCUGCGCUAUGGAGACCACACUGCGCAUCCACUGAUUUUCUUUUUUUCGUAAUAAGUAGCUGCGUCUGUCGCCACCGCCGCUUUUUUCAUAAAACAAGUUAUUCCGUUGCCGGCGGCACUGAACGAAG